GCCAAAACACUUUGGGUUGUUUAAUAAAGUUUACGCUUUCUCGAUUUUUUAGUUUUUCCAGUUUAUCCUGUUUAUAAUGGAUAUUUCACAAAUGAAUAACAUAUAUGAAGAAUUAAAAGCCCUUCAAGAAGAGUUUAAGUGUUGUAUAUGCAACAAACGUUGCCAGGAUCCUGUGAGGGUGAAAGUGUGUGGUCACUAUUUCUGUCAUCAGUGUUUGUAUCUUAAGAAAGGUCUUUAUUCUUGCCCAGAAUGUAAUAUGUACUAUGAGGAUAGAGACACUGAAACUAAUAACAUUGUACGCACAACACAUAACAUAUUGGCAGAUCUUGAAGUAUGUUUGAAGAACAUAAUUGAUAAUAACCAUUCUAGGAGCCAUUUUACUAUAAUUGAUAUUGAAAACCAUUCUGAUGGGGAGACUAGAGUAGUAGAUAAGAUAAAUAUUCCAGAAUACAAUAUAGACACACCAGAAGGUGAUAUUUUGGCACAUAACAACAAAAAGUAUAAAAUUAUAUUCAUUGAAGGACUAGAAAAAGUCAAUGCCAAAGGUGAAACACCUUUGCAUAUUGCUUGUAAGAAAAAGAAACAAAAAAAUAGAGAAUUUAUCGAAUUACUGGAAAAGGGAGUAGACAUUAAUGCUCAGGAUUUUGCUGGUUGGACGCCACUGGUAAAUGAUUUUUAUUGUUUAUACUAUAUAGUUAGACUAAUUCCAAGGAUUAUAUAUGACUACACAUACAUUCCCUACAUAUCCAACUGGGUUUGGAUGCAUGAAGCUGUUGAAAGUGGAAACAUGGAAAAUAUAGAAUAUUUGUUGAAUCAUGGAGCACUGAUAAAUACCCCAGGAGAAGACUAUACAACUCCAUUGCACAAAGCAGCAGUAUCACAAAACAUUGAUAUAAUAAAGUUAUUGUUGGAGCAUGGUGCAGACCAGGAAUUAAUAGACCUUCAUGGCAAGAAACCAGUUGAAUGUACAAUGGAUGAGGAUAUUCAGAAAAUAUUUAUCAACCCUCCAUCUUGUUUAGAGAGGGUAGAACACUUGUUCUGUAAUAAGAAAAUAGUUCCAUUUUGCUACUACAUUGAAAAUGAAUAUGAAAAUAAGCUGAAACAGUUGAAUAUCAAAAUUCAAAAUACAUAUGAUAAAAAAGUGACACACUUUAUAUUGAGAAGAACACACAAAUUAUCACUCAAGAUUUUAAUUGCAUUAUUAGAUGGAUGCACAAUUGUACCUCAGGAAUGGAUAGAUCAGUUUCUCAAAAAUGACCAUUUUAUCCCAAUUCCACAUUACUCAAUAAUUUUUAACAAAAAAUUGAAUGAAGGCAUCCAAAAAGCAUUGAUCUUCAAGUUAUUGAAGCUACCUAAACUCUUUGACCAACUGAAUUUCUACAUAUAUGGCCAUAAAAGUGUUAUUUUACUUUACAAUGUGAAGUUCAAUAAGGAUUCAUUGGGUAACCUGAUCAAAUCUGGUGGAGGAAAACUUCUACACAGAGCACCUACCCCAGGUACCUGUGACUCAGUUGUCAAGUACCCUUUUCAUGCUAGGAAUACUACUGCUUCCAAGUGCUGUAACUACAUAAUUUUUGAUGAAAAUAGCCCCCCAGAGCUAAGGUAUCAAAUGCCAGAGAUAAAACACAGAUCUUCAAAGUGGCUUGUUAACUGUAUUAUAAGUUACACACUAUUAGACUCACCUAAUGUAGUUUGAAUACAUUGAGAAAGUUAAACUUUCCAUAUCAAAUCAAUUCCUGAGUUUUGUUUAUUUUUUUGUUCACUAUAAGAUUAUAAUUUAUCCAUCAAUACAUAUUACAUCCAUAAAAUAUGCAUGUAUUUUUUGUAUCUAAUCAAGUCCGUUUCUGGCCAAUAGAAUUAUUUCAUCUCAAAUAGUUUCAGAAAUGAUAAUAAAAAAACAUUUUUAGAAAAGCCUCUUCAAAAGGCUGUAGCUCCCUUAUAAGCCAUAUUUCAACUAAAAACAAUUUCAUAUUUUUUUCUUAUGUUUGCUUAUGGCACCGAUUGUCAUUGACAAUGUUUCUCCUAUAUACCGGGUGUUUCUCAAAAGGAGCUCACCCCUAUAACUUUGUUGAUUUUAUAAGUAAACAAAUGAAAUUCCGUGUGUAAGUAUUCCCGAGAUUCACGAAGUGGGCGACAUCUAGGUUACAUAAUACGAACUUCAAACUGGGGGAAAACAAACUGUUGUCUAUGGAUAAAGUUCAUAGACUACAUUGCAUUCAGUUUGCUGUAGCUGUAGUCAAACUUGUCAAUGACAUCAAGUGUUGGCACUAUUGGUAGUGAUGAUGGUUGAGUUGGUUAAUUUUUUUAAAUAUUACAUUUUUAUUAGUUUAGUGAACAGUGAACGGGUGAAGAAUUACAGAUAGUUCAAACAAUUCAAACUAAUUAUGAGGAGCAAAUCAAUUGACAUAUAAAAGAACAGCUACAACAUGUUCACAAUAUCCAGAUUGUCCUGCUUUGCAUGAACAAAUACAAAUUCAUUGUUCUACAGGAGUUCCUCUGGACCCCAACUUCAAUUUUACUUCAUGUGCAAAAAUGUGCCUUUUGUUGAAGUCUUCUGCCUCACACAAAAUCACAUGAUUAGCUCUGAGAACUGCACGCCGAAUUUCAUUUGUUUUUCUAUAUAAACUAAAAAUGUAUAGGGGUGAGCAACUUUUGAGAAACACCCGGUAUUUUAUGGAGUUAUCAAAUGUUAAAUGUGAAUUUCAAGAUAUAUCCUUGCCAGGUCAUUGCACUUUUCAGGAGCUCUUGGUCUCCCUAUACCAUAAUGACAACAUGAAGAAUUGAUAAAUUAGUUAUUUUUGUAUCUAGAGCGUGAAAUGCUACUUUGGUGAUCGAGAUCUGAUUUUUUCAACGAGGCGUAGCCCAGUUGAAAAAAAGGUCGAGAUGACCAAAGUAUUUCGCUCUCGAGUUGCAAACAACAUGUUUUUUACAAACGUCAAAAAAUAUAGUUCUAAAGUAAAAAUAUGCUCAGCUUGAUAUAAAAAAUAGUGUUGAACUGGCUUAAAAGACCUCUCCCUAUCCUCCCUAGGUACGCACGAUGUUCCACGAACAUAAUAGAAAUUUCCUUUCGUGCGCUCCAAGAGAUAAAACAAAGUUAUUGUUGAACAUUCAGAAAUAUAUGAUUUCGUUGAUGUUUG
Messenger RNA from Phaedon cochleariae (mustard beetle), 3137 nucleotides. Lineage: Eukaryota; Metazoa; Arthropoda; Insecta; Coleoptera; Chrysomelidae. The record is from the annotation of a GenBank genome assembly.